AUGGCAGCUGAGCAAACGACCAGACAUCGGAACGCACCCCCAGCAUAUAGCGAGGUUACCGGCCAACAGUCGAGCCAGGGUUUCAGGUCCGAGAAGGGCCCAUCUAAGCACUUUUCUGAGGAUGGGCCGUCUUCGACUCCGGCUGGUACAAGGCGACCGACUGUAUGGCGCAGAAUCUGGAACCGCCUUGCCCUCCCGCGUUGGUUGAGACAGGUCCGCUCUGAACCUCCUGUCAGCCCACUGCCGUCGAGAGAAUUAGAGAAUGCUCGGCCCCUUCCAAGAUCACAUCUGCCUUUGGCCGGCAGCGUGUCUCAGUACUCUGACGACGGGUGGAGGAGGCCAGUGACCACCUGCAGCGUCCAGACUGGCCGACUUCCACCCCGUGGCCGCUGGAGGUACAAACUGGCUCGCCAACACUGCCCGAUCGAACGCGCAACUCCGGAGGCACUAGAAGCAGCACCCUGGAUUGCCGAAGCCAUCGUCGGCGUCCAGGAUCUGCGUCGUCUGGUGCAGGAGCGACCGGCUUGGCUCGAAAAUCUUCACCGGUGCUUUUCUGACAAGAUCUCGACAAAGCGCCAUCCAUUACUCCCCAAUAAGAAGUUGUUCCGUCGACGCAUCAAGAUCUACUACAGGAGUCCUGACGGGGCGAGUCUCUCCCGGGCGGUCGGCAUCUCCAUCUGGCACCGCGAUGCCCAGUGGCUGGCAGCCCUGACAUAUGCCCGCAUGGCAACCAUGUUCCGCCCCGAAACCAUGAUGUGUGCAUCUGCACACACAUUUUCCGCCGAGGACGUCCUGGAUGUCGGAAAGGUGUUCUAUCUGGUCUUUCCUAAAUCGUGUUGCACCCAAUGGUGGCCUCCCUGCUUUCAGGGCGACGGCCGGUGCAUGUUUCGAAGGAUCUUCGCAACACACCUCUACCUGGAUGACCCGGAACUGCGAGACCUGGCUCACAGCUACUUUGGGCCCCAGCUACCGGGCGGCCGCCCACCGCCCAUGAAGAUGUGUCCGCCGGAGAGGGAAGACGCAGAAUGUGCCUGUCACAAUGCGUUUUUCACAUAA
Molecule: messenger RNA, 1056 nt
Organism: Thermothelomyces thermophilus ATCC 42464
Lineage: Eukaryota; Fungi; Ascomycota; Sordariomycetes; Sordariales; Chaetomiaceae
Exons: 2
Coding region: 1-1056 (351 amino acids)
Source: RefSeq, a predicted model, not a curated record